AUGGGUAUUCUACUGAAGUCAAUAAAUAGGUUGGUGAUCUUACCAACAGCAGGAUUUUCCUUAGGCGUCCUUACGUUCAUGAAAGCAUGGCCGGAGCUUAAUACAGAUGCUAAUGAAGCCGGGAGGUUGUCGUUGAAGGAUCCUGGAAUAAAUGAUAAUGCUAUAAUGCUUCCAGAUUCUUUAAGGAUAGAGAAUGAAAAAAUCUUGAAUGCUAUGAGGGAAUUACCACUAUAUAAAAGAUUAGUUAAUGAUCCGAUGAUUAAGCAUACUAGACAAAGUGAGGGAAUUCCCGAAGGUCAUAAACCUAACCAUGUGGGUCAAGGAAUCUUGUUUGGUUCAGGGAAGUUAGAGAUUGAUCCUAUUAUAUUCCAUGAUGAAAAAAAUGGUGAGAUAGUUAUCUUUUAUCAUUUUGGUAAAGGAUUAAGUAAUGAACAUGGUGCCGUUCAUAAGGGAAUAUUGGCGUUGAUAUUAGAUGAAGGGUUAUGCCUUUGUGGAUUCCCAUUGUUACCUAGUCAAAGAGGUGUUACUGCCAAAUUGAAUUUAAAAUUCCAUGCUGAUAUUCCCGUGGACUCUUCAGCCAUUUUAAGGGCAAAAGUCACGGAAAUAAAGGGAAGGAAAUGUGUCAUUGAUGGUACUCUAGAAUCUGUUCCUCAAUCAUACGAGAAUCCAUUAUGGAAGUUGUUAAAUAAAGUGAAUGAGAGGAAGCCAACGACGUAUGUAUCUGCCAAUUGUAUUCUCGUUGAGCCCAAAUGGUUUAAAUACAUAAAGAAUUUAAACAUUAUGUAA
Molecule: messenger RNA, 786 nt
Organism: Naumovozyma dairenensis CBS 421
Lineage: Eukaryota; Fungi; Ascomycota; Saccharomycetes; Saccharomycetales; Saccharomycetaceae
Gene: MRX3
Product: Mrx3p
Exons: 1
Coding region: 1-786 (261 amino acids)
Source: RefSeq, a predicted model, not a curated record